Messenger RNA from Symbiodinium natans, 1785 nucleotides. The record is from the annotation of a GenBank genome assembly. Lineage: Eukaryota; Dinophyceae; Suessiales; Symbiodiniaceae.
AUGGGUUGCUUGCAGGCCUCUGGACAUCAAGUGGAAAAGACUCCGCGUCAGAACAUGCCUGAAGGUGGAGCGACCUCUCCUCCCAAGUAUGGUGGUCGCGAUGCCGAUCCGGACAAGCCCAUCGUGAUGGGGAAGUACAAGAUGAGCUGCAACAAGUCGGAUUGCCUGGGAGAAGGAUCCUCUUCCAUUUGUCGCAAGGGCGUUUGCCUGGAGACGGGUCAGGAAGUGGCAAUCAAAGUCUACAAGACGGCCACGAAAUCCGUGAACAGCUCUGAGGAGAUCCGCCUUCAGAAGUUCAAGCGCCAGAUCCAAGUGCUGAAGAUGCUGCAAGAGGCAUUCGUGGUGCCCAAGGAUCAGACGCUGUGGCAUCCCGACCUUGCGAAAGCCACGCCCUCCAAGCUCUUCAUGAUGCUCUUGGACUACUCGAAGGACGACAAGGGCGAGCCUGGCCCGGAUCCCACGGAUGGAGUCAUGUACGUCAUCACCGAGGUUGCGCAAUACAGCUUGAAGGACUACUUCGCGCUGAAGAGGGAGAAGAACAAGCCGCUGUCGCGUGAGUCUAUCAAGGCCUGCGCAAGGGCUAUCCUCCUCGUGGUGGCCGGUCUCCAUGCAAAGGGCCUCGUUCAUCUGGACCUGAAGCCCGAGAACUUGAUGAUGUUCAACGGGCGGCUGAAGCUAAUCGACGUGGAUGGUUGCGUUCCCAUUGACAGCGAAGUCUCCAUCAACGACUCGUCCAUCUCCUUCUCCCCGUGCUACUGCGCGCCGGAGUGGGCUAGGUUCUUGAUCGAUGAGGCCGAGUCCAAGAUCAUUGCGAAGCCACACCUGGAUGUCUGGAGCAUUGGCAUCACGCUUUGCGAGCUUGUGACGCUGGAUGCGAUUUUGAAGCCCAUGUACGGCAAUUUCCUCCGCAACGGACACUCGCACAGAGAAGCAGGUUUCCUCUUCAUGGACUGGCUCGGCCACAUCACGCGCGCGCCAGUUCCCAAGAGCAUCGAGCGCUUUGACCGCGACUUCCACAAGCUCAUAGUCGAGUCCCUCCUGGUCUGCGACUUCACCAAGAGGAAGUCCUUGGCCCAGUGCCUCUCUGACCCGUAUGUCGUGGAGAGCGGCAAGUCUGAGUCGCCAGAGCUGGAAGGCGGUGAGAAGGUGGUGCGACAGGCUCGCCAGCGCUUCGAGGACACCUCUAGCAAGGCGCCCCUCUACAAGGGCACUUUGUGGAAGCUCAACAACGAUGGCAAGGCCGAGGAUGCCACGCAUUGGCUCAAGCGAGACAUGUGGGUCGCUUGCGAUGGCUCUCUGUGCUACUUCAGCAUCAAGGAGAACAAGCGCCUCGUGCUCUUGGACGGUAUCAAGAUUUCUGGUGCCAAGGUCACGACGCUGCCCAGCGCCGCGCGCGAGUUCGCUUUCCGAUUGGAUUGCGUCAACAGCGAUGACCAUGAGAAGGACAUCUCCAUGUGCUUCUCUGCUGAGUCCGAGCAGGAGUACCAGAAAUGGCGAUCCCUGCUGUCACAGGCCUCGAACUUGGAAGGUGCCAUGCAGACCAUCCGCUUGGGUGGCGCGGUGGCCGAUGAGCUGAAGCAGUUCAGGCUUGCAGUGAAGAACCGCCGGAUGAAGGUCGGCGAGGACACCAAGGACCAGUUCGCACCCAUCUUCAAGGCCAAGCUCUGGAAGGUCAAGGCUGAAGGUGACCGUAAGAAGGUCGAUGACUGGUUUGAGCGCGAGAUGUGGAUCGCCAAGAACGGAGCCUUGCCUUUCAACACAGUGACCUUUCGGUUUGGGGUUUAG